Messenger RNA from Rosa rugosa (rugosa rose), 3649 nucleotides. Its product is annotated as putative pentatricopeptide repeat-containing protein At1g12700, mitochondrial. Lineage: Eukaryota; Viridiplantae; Streptophyta; Magnoliopsida; Rosales; Rosaceae. The record is from RefSeq and is a predicted model, not a curated record. The transcript is spliced from 2 exons. Gene Ontology annotation, molecular function: protein binding. Bases 70 to 1857 code for a protein of 595 amino acids.
ACCAAAAAUUUGAGCUCCCUGGAGAGUUGAGGACGGUGGCUUUCUUGGUCUUCCUCAGAGGCGCUGGAGAUGAUGCGGAGAGCUGCUGCUGCUUCUUCUUCUUCUUAUUGCAACAACAGAGGUAGAGGAGGAGGAGGAGGAGGAGGUAUGCCUCGUCUUCAUUCUAUUCUUGUUUUCUUCAACAAUAUCUUUGUAUAUUCCUUUCAUUCUCAAGCUUCAGUGGCCAAGCUCACUAAUCUUGGGGUUGGGGAUGGCGUAAGUUUGUUCAAUGCGAUGCUUCAAAUGCGUCCUCUGCCUUGUGUUGUCCGUUUCAAUCAAAUCAUGGGUCACAUCGCAAAAUUGAAACAUUAUCAGGCAGUCAUUUCUCUGUAUACCCAAAUGGAUCGGCUAAGAGUUGUUCCCGAUGCUUACACUCUCAAUAUUAUCAUCAAUUGCUUCUGUCAUUUGAACCAAAUGGGAUUCAGUUUGUGUGUGUUGGGAAAAUUCUUCAAAUUUGGUAUUCAACCAAAUAUCACAACCCUCAACACUCUUAUCAAGGGCUUUUUCCUUGAAGGGAAAGUUUCUCAGGCAGCACUACUUUUCAGCACAAUGGUGGAGCAAGGUUGUAAGCCGAAUGAUGUUACUUUCGGAACACUAAUGAAGGGCUAUUGCAUGAUGGGAAAUAAUACUGCAGCUAUUCAAUUGCUUAGGAAGAUGGAACAACAAUCUCGAGAUUGUAAGCCUAAUGUGGUUGUCUAUAAUAUCAUCAUUGACAGUCUCUGUAAGGAUACACUAGUUCCUGAUGCAGUUAAGCUCUUCUCAGAAAUGAUUAGUAGGGGUAUUGCCCCUGACGUCAUUACUUAUACCUCUUUGAUUCAUGGAGUUUGCAAAUUAGGCCAGUGGAAAGAAGCUACGAGAUUGUUGAAUGAGAUGGUCAGUAAGGAUAUCUUCCCGAAUUUAGUAACCUUCAGUACCCUGGUCGAUACACUUUGUAAGGAGGGGAUGGUUGUGGAAGCACAAAGUGUGCUUGAAAUGAUGAUUCAAAGAGGUAUCAAACCUGAUACAGUCACCUACAGUUCACUUAUGGAUGGCUACUGUCUGCGAGGAGAAAUGGAGAAAGCUAAAGAGGUUUUUGAUAUGAUGAAUGGCAAGGGCUCCGUUGUUAAUGCUUAUAGUUAUACCAUACUGAUAAAUGGAUAUUGUAGGUGUAAAAGGAUGAAUGAGGCCAUCAGGCUUUUUCACGAAAUGUCUGAUAGGGGACUGGUUCCAAAUACCAUCACAUAUACUGCUCUUAUGGAUGGUUUUUGCAAAGUGGGAAGAAUACUAGAUGCCCAGAGAUUGUUCAGCAAGUUGCAAGCUUGUGGCCAAGUUCUUGAUCUUCAAACUUAUGCCGUUCUACUGGAUGGCCUGUUUAAAAACCAACAACUUGCUAUGGCAAUGGAGUUGUUCGGGGAGUUGGAAUGCAUGAAGCUGGAUUUGAAUAUAGUAAUAUACAGUACUCUUAUUGAAGGUUUGUGUAUAGCUGGAAAAAUUGCAUCUGCAAGGGACCAUUUUUACGGUUUAUCAUCAAAAGGACUUGAACCUGAUGCAAGGACGUACACUAUAAUGAUCAAGGGACUUUGUGACAGAGGUUUAAUAACUGAAGCGGAAAAGUUGCUUAGAGAAAUGGAAGAUAAAUGCCGUUCUCCAAAUGACUGCACAUAUAACACAAUUAUCCGAGGGUUUCUCAAUAAUGACGAGACAGUCAAGGCAGUGGGACUUGUUCACGAAAUGAUGGACAGGGGUUUCUCUGCAGAUGCAUGGACGAUGGAAUUAAUCAUUGGUUUAUUGUCUAAAGAUAAAGUAGAUCCUGCUUUGUUGUCAUUGAUAGAAAAGUAAGUAAUUAUGAGGUUAGUUUCCGUAUUUGAAGCUUAUCCUUUCCCUAUUACAGUGAAGCUCAAAAACUGCUGGAAUCUUUGACAAUGUAGAUAACUUUAUUGUAUUUGUAGUAUAUCAAUCCAUCAUGUGAAACGACUAUGUCAGUUUGCAUGGAAAGGGAUAGGAUGGUCGAUGUUUGAGGGAUCUUGAGAUGGGUAGGUAGAAUAUUUGAGGGAGAGAGUUUGAUUUUGAGCAUUGCUUUGUUUAGCGUUUAGGGAAAACUCUUUCGGAGCUACUUUUAUGAUUGGAGUGCUGCUCUGCUUUUUUUCUUUGGUUACAUGGAGGUCUUAAACAGGACCUAAAGCAGCAAGAGAAAAGAGCCAAGUUACAGACCUUGCAGAGUGCGCCUAGGUCUAGAAACUUUAGAGAGGUCAUCAAGAGAAGCAGUAGCAAACUCAAAUAAGAUAACACCAUGGUCAUGCUCCAACCAGUCUCAGCAAGGGAAUGAGCAUUACAGUUGCAUUAUGAGAUUCCCCAAGAGGAUGGGACUCAAUGUCUCUAUGCAGAACAAGGUUUCCCUGGAUUGAAGAGUACAAUUCAGUCUCCAAUUUGGCAAUAUUGCAAUUCAAAGCCAUUCAGACCAAUUAAUAAGCCCCAAGCUUUAGCAUCUAUCAAUUGGCCUCAAUACCUAAAUUUGCUUGGAAGAUCACCAAGGUCGCCAUUGACAAAGCAUAUGGGAAGAUCACCAAGGUCGGUAGGUCAUUUUCCAGGUUCAGGGACUAUGAUGCCAUGGGACCCAGUGUUAAGUUAGUGCAGUGGUCCUGAUGGGGAGUUGCAGAAGCAUAAGGAGGUUGUGCAUUGCGUUACACUUCAUGAGAUUGAUGUCAUCAACAGCAGAACACAAGGAUUUCUGGCUCUCUUUACAGGAGCUACUGGUGAAAUGGAUUCAGAAGUGAGAGAACAGAUUGACACACAGGUAGCAGAGUGUAGGGAGGAAGGGAAGGCAGAAAUUGUGCCAGGUGUUCUCUUUAUAGAUGAGGUGCAUAUGCUUGACAUUGAGUGCUUUUCAUUUUUGAAUCGUGCUUUGGAGAAUGAGAUGGCUCCAAUUUUAGUUAUUGCUACGAAGAGAGGGAUCACUACGAUCAGAGGCACAAACUAUAAAUCCCCCCAUGGGAUUUCAAUUGAUCCCUUGAUCACCUGCAUAUAAUCACCGUUCAGCCUUAUACAGAGGGUGAAAUUCACAAGAUUCUUGACAUAAGAUCCCAAGAAUAAGAAGUUGACGUGUCUGAAGAGGCAAAGCAUUUGUUGACCAAGAUUGGUGUAGAUGCAUCCUUGAGAUAUGCCAUCCAUCUCAUAACAGCUGCUGCAUUGGAAUGCCAAAAACGGAAGGGAAAGAUUGUUCUCCAUGUUUAUCUGAUACUUGAUGGAGCAUCAGAAUCAGUACAUGUUCAACAAUGCUGAUGAAGAUGAUACCAAUGCCAUGCAAGCUUGAGAAGUCUCUCUGGACUAGAAAGACUUUGAGGUUAUUGGAGUAUGUUGCUUUAGCGGUUAUGUGCAGCAUUGAGCUUCGCUUAGGGGAAAUGGCAUUACAAGUAUGAUAUAUCCUGUGAGGGUGUUAGAAUUUGGCAAGUAGUUUUGUGGAUUUUCCAUGUGUAGAGUUGAAUCUGUAAUUUUUGUCUACAGUUCAUGUACUGAAUGGGAGACUGCAAAUAUGGGCUUCUCCCGCCCAAGCAUCGCCAAUUUUGGUUAUAAUGCUCAGAUCAAGUUCCUUGCUUAUACAAGUAUCCUUUACUUAAACUUCGUAGUAAAAACU